GCCGCCGCAGGACGCAGGGAACCCGACUGGCGAGCGGCGGCGGCGGCGGCGGCGGCGGCGGUGGCGGUUCUCGGCAAGGGCGACGGCUUGGUGGCCGAGCGGCUGUCCGACGCGGACUUCGGUGCCCUCCUCCGCAUGCGCCCGUCGUGAUCGAUUUUGUACCUUUUCCACGUUUGAAAAUGGUGAAACUCGAUAUUCAUACUUUGGCCCAUCACCUCAAGCAGGAGCGCUUAUAUGUAAACUCUGAGAAACAGCUCAUUCAGAGGCUCAAUGCAGAUGUACUUAAGACAGCUGAAAAGUUGUAUCGUACAGCAUGGAUUGCAAAGCAACAGAGAAUUAAUUUGGAUCGGCUUAUCAUAACCAGUGCUGAAGCUUCCCCUGCUGAAUGUUGCCAGCAUGCCAAGAUUUUGGAAGAUACACAGUUUGUUGAUGGUUAUAAGCAGUUGGGAUUUCAGGAGACUGCUUAUGGAGAAUUCUUGAGUCGACUAAGGGAAAAUCCUCGUCUUAUUGCCUCCUCUUUGGUUGCUGGAGAAAAACUUAAUCAGGAGAACACACAAAGUGUUAUUUACACAGUUUUUACCUCCCUGUAUGGCAACUGUAUCAUGCAAGAAGAUGAAAGCUACCUCCUUCAGGUUUUGCGAUACUUGAUUGAAUUUGAACUUAAAGAAAGUGACAACCCCAGGCGACUUUUGAGGAGAGGAACCUGUGCCUUCAGCAUCUUAUUUAAACUUUUUUCUGAGGGACUCUUUUCUGCCAAACUUUUCCUCACAGCUACUUUACAUGAGCCAAUCAUGCAACUGCUUGUCGAAGAUGAAGAUCACCUGGAAACAGAUCCAAACAAGUUAAUUGAGAGAUUCUCCCCAUAUCAACAGGAAAAACUCUUUGGAGAGAAAGGCUCAGAUAGAUUUAGGCAAAAGGUUCAAGAGAUGGUGGAAUCCAAUGAGGCCAAACUGGUGGCAUUGGUGAACAAAUUUAUUGGUUAUCUCAAACAGAAUACAUAUUGCUUUCCACAUAGUUUGAGGUGGAUUGUGUCACAGAUGUAUAAAACUCUUUCCUGUGUAGAUAGACUGGAAGUCGGGGAGGUCAGGGCAAUGUGUACUGAUCUCCUGUUGGCUUGCUUCAUUUGUCCUGCAGUUGUCAAUCCAGAACAGUAUGGCAUAAUUUCUGAUGCUCCUAUUAAUGAAGUGGCAAGAUUUAAUCUAAUGCAGGUUGGCCGCCUUCUGCAGCAGUUAGCAAUGACUGGUUCUGAAGAGGGAGAUCCCCGGACAAAAAGCAGCCUUGGAAAAUUUGACAAAAGCUGUGUUGCUGCCUUCCUUGAUGUUGUGAUUGGGGGCCGUGCAGUGGAGACCCCUCCUAUGUCCUCUGUUAAUCUUCUGGAAGGGUUGAGCAGAACUGUAGUUUAUAUAACCUACAGUCAGCUUAUUACUCUGGUAAAUUUUAUGAAGAGUGUGAUGUCUGGAGAUCAACUGAGAGAAGACAGAAUGGCUCUUGACAAUUUAUUGGCAAACCUACCCCAGGCUAAGCCAGGAAAAAGCAGCAGUUUAGAAAUGACUCCUUACAAUACUCCUCAGCUGUCCCCAGCAACUACUCCAGCAAAUAAAAAGAAUCGACUACCUAUAGCAACUCGGAGCAGAAGCCGCACUAAUAUGCUAAUGGACCUACAUAUGGACCAUGAAGGAUCAUCUCAAGAAACCAUCCAGGAGGUCCAACCAGAAGAAGUAUUGGUCAUUUCCUUAGGGACAGGUCCCCAACUUACUCCAGGGAUGAUGUCAGAAAAUGAGGUCCUAAACAUGCAGCUUUCGGAUGGAGGACAAGGAGAUGUCCCUGUUGAUGAAAACAAACUCCACGGUAAACCUGAUAAAACCUUGCGCUUUUCCCUCUGCAGUGAUAAUCUGGAAGGCAUAUCUGAAGGUCCUUCAAAUCGUUCCAACUCAGUGUCCUCUCUAGACCUGGAAGGAGAGUCUGUAUCAGAACUUGGAGCAGGACCUUCUGGGAGUAAUGGAGUUGAAGCUCUACAACUAUUAGAACAUGAACAAGCUACAACACAAGAUAAUCUCGAUGAUAAGCUAAGGAAGUUUGAGAUUCGUGACAUGAUGGGACUAACAGAUGACAGGGACAUAUCAGAAACAGUGAGUGAGACCUGGAGUACAGAUGUCUUGGGAAGUGACUUUGACCCUAACAUUGAUGAAGAUCGCUUGCAAGAAAUUGCAGGUGCAGCCGCAGAGAACAUGUUGGGCAGUUUGCUAUGCCUCCCAGGUUCAGGCUCAGUACUUCUGGACCCCUGCACUGGUUCUACCAUCUCAGAGACGACAAGUGAAGCUUGGAGUGUAGAGGUACUACCAAGUGACUCAGAGGCCCCGGACCUAAAGCAGGAGGAGCGCCUACAAGAGCUGGAGAGCUGUUCUGGACUGGGCAGCACAUCUGAUGAUACGGAUGUCAGGGAGGUCAGUUCCCGCCCCAGCACACCAGGCCUCAGUGUCGUGUCGGGCAUAAGUGCAACCUCUGAGGAUAUUCCUAAUAAGAUUGAAGACCUAAGAUCUGAGUGCAGCUCUGAUUUUGGGGGUAAAGAUUCUGUCACUAGUCCAGACAUGGAUGAAAUAACUCAUGGCGCCCACCAGCUGACCUCUCCUCCUUCUCAGGCAGAAUCUCUGCUCGCUAUGUUCGAUCCCCUGUCUUCACACGAAGGAGCUUCUGCUGUAGUGAGGCCAAAGGUUCAUUAUGCCAGGCCAUCACAUCCACCCCCAGAUCCCCCGAUCCUGGAAGGAGCAGUGGGAGGAAAUGAGGCCAGGUUGCCCAACUUUGGUUCCCACAUGUUAACUCCAGCUGAAAUGGAGGCUUUCAAGCAAAGGCACUCUUACCCUGAGAGACUAGUUCGCAGCAGGAGCUCUGAUAUAGUGUCUUCUGUCCGGAGACCCAUGAGUGACCCCAGCUGGAACCGACGUCCAGGGAAUGAAGACCGAGAACUCCCUCCGGCUGCAGCCAUUGGUGCUACUUCUUUGGUGGCUGCUCCUCACUCAUCAUCAUCAUCCCCGAGUAAGGACUCCUCAAGAGGAGAGAUUGAAGAACGCAAAGAUAGUGAUGACGAGAAGUCAGACAGGAACAGACCUUGGUGGAGAAAACGUUUUGUUUCAGCCAUGCCUAAAGCUCCUAUACCAUUUAGAAAGAAAGAAAAACAAGAAAAAGACAAAGAUGAUCUGGGGCCUGACAGAUUCUCAACACUCACAGAUGACCCCAGCCCUAGGCUCAGUGCACAAGCUCAGGUUGCUGAGGAUAUUCUGGACAAAUACCGGAAUGCCAUUAAACGGACCAGUCCCAGUGAAGGAGCAAUGGCAAACUAUGAAAGUUCAGAGGUCAUGGGGGAUGGUGAAAGUGCACAUGAUUCUCCUCGGGAUGAAACACUACAGAACAUCUCAGCUGAUGAUCUCCCAGACUCUGCGAGCCAAGCAGCCCACCCUCAGGAUUCAGCAUUUUCUUAUAGAGAUGCGAAAAAGAAACUGAGGCUUGCUCUUUGCUCCGCGGACUCUGUUGCCUUCCCAGUGCUAACCCAUUCCACAAGGAACGGAUUACCAGACCAUACAGACCCAGAAGACAAUGAAAUUGUAUGCUUCUUAAAAGUUCAGAUAGCUGAAGCGAUUAAUUUACAAGAUAAGAACUUAAUGGCUCAACUUCAAGAAACAAUGCGCUGUGUAUGCCGUUUUGAUAAUAGGACUUGUAGGAAACUGCUGGCAUCCAUUGCUGAGGAUUACAGGAAAAGAGCCCCAUAUAUUGCUUACCUCACUCGCUGUCGACAAGGACUGCAGACCACUCAGGCUCACCUGGAGAGGCUCUUGCAAAGGGUUUUACGGGACAAAGAGGUAGCCAAUCGGUAUUUUACCACUGUCUGUGUGAGGUUACUACUUGAGAGCAAAGAAAAGAAGAUCAGGGAAUUCAUUCAAGAUUUUCAGAAACUCACAGCAGCGGAUGAUAAAACUGCUCAGGUAGAAGAUUUCCUACAGUUCCUUUAUGGUGCAAUGGCCCAGGAUGUCAUAUGGCAAAAUGCAAGUGAAGAACAACUUCAGGAUGCUCAGCUGGCUAUUGAAAGAAGUGUGAUGAAUCGCAUUUUCAAGCUCGCCUUCUACCCUAAUCAGGAUGGGGAUAUCCUUCGUGACCAGGUUCUUCAUGAACAUAUCCAGAGAUUGUCUAAAGUAGUCACUGCAAAUCACAGAGCUCUUCAGAUCCCAGAGGUUUAUCUUCGGGAGGCACCCUGGCCAUCUGCACAAUCAGAAAUCAGAACAAUAAGUGCUUAUAAAACCCCCCGAGACAAAGUGCAGUGCAUCCUGAGAAUGUGCUCUACAAUUAUGAACCUCCUGAGCUUGGCCAAUGAGGACUCUGUCCCUGGAGCAGAUGACUUUGUUCCUGUGUUGGUGUUUGUGUUGAUAAAGGCAAACCCACCCUGUCUGCUGUCCACUGUGCAGUACAUCAGCAGCUUCUAUGCCAGCUGUCUGUCUGGAGAAGAGUCCUAUUGGUGGAUGCAGUUCACAGCAGCAGUGGAAUUCAUUAAAACCAUUGAUGACCGAAAGUGACCAAGACGAAGGCCCACCAUGGCAGCAGACUGUUAGUCAGGCAAACAGAUCUCUAAGAAAAUGUAGCAGCUGCUUUGAAGGCUGAAGAUUGUUUUUGUAUAAUAUUGUACAGCAUUCAGACAUUUUAAAACAGAUCUUUACUAAAACAGAUUAAUGAGCUAACAAGCAGGUUCUCUUUUCUUUGGGCUCUUUUCCUUUCUGAGUUGCAUAUUUAAUUUUCUUGUCCCCAGGUAGAGAAUAGUACUGCAAAAAGGGACCACAUUUUUCAGGUAUUUUGAAAUAUUAAAAAAAGAACAAAAUCUCUUAAGGAAUUCCUAGACCUCCGUUCAUGGAUACUGCAUUCUUUCCUGUUGUUUUAAAAAGAACAAUACACCUCUUUUAAGAUGCUGUCUUAUUUGCAUCUAAUGGAAGGAAAAUACCAGCUGCACUGAGGGUUAUAAUAGUGGUGCAUUUGUGGCAUUAUCUAUAAAUACACUCACCUAAGUUGAAAAGCUAAGAAGGAAAUGUAAAUAUAAUAUAUAUUUAUAUUUGAUGUAAUAUGGACAUCUUCAGAUUCUAAUAAACAAGGAAUAUUGCUGAUAGUAGGUUGUGACAUACCCUCUUGUGAAAUCGUUUCCUUGACAAAAUUUAAGCUGAGCUUAAAAGCAAAAAACACAGAAAUAUUUAUUAAAAUGUAAUACAGGUUGUUGAACUCUAGGUGUAGAGUUUGAUGAAGAGUCUAGAAAUCCCUAAGGAGGUCAUGUAGGCACAGCUCACCAUGGAAGCACGUGAACCUGCACUCCUAGGAGACAGACUCUUUAGUUACCUUUUGUGACAUAAAAAGGAACAGUAGACAUCUAAGGCUUUAAUGUGGUACUUCUUAUCUGAAAUAUUAAGUAUGCUGUAGAAACCCCAUACAGAGCUCCUUACAAACCUUUAAUUGUAAUAUAUUUUUGAUGAUUAUUCACAUUGAAUGCACAGACCAGGAAUUCAGUGAAUGUCAUUUUUUUUAAAACUAAUUUGUAUUGUCUGCUCGAGUGAUACAAGUUUUACUAGUGAUAAACUAUUUUAAUCAACCAUACUAUUCUUAUGGAAAAAAAAUCUAUUUUGGCAGGUUUCUGUGCCUUUAUUUCCCUACAUGUACUGAAAAAAAGUAAUGUGUUUCAGUAGUUUGGUUUGAAUUGUGUAUUAAUAAUUAAUCAGGAAUGGGCUUUGGUGUCUGAGCAACUGGUCCAGGAGGUACACCAAAGCUUCAAGCACAAGUCUUGUACAUAGGCCAUCACCAACUGGUUCCGCUUUGUAUGUUUCCUAAACACAUGUAGCUUCUUUUAUAACAAAUGCAGUCCCAUUGAGUCCCUCAUUGCUGGCAGCAAUUCUAGGCAUUUUUUAAAGGGAACUGUGACAACCAGCCUUCAGCAGGUGGAUAUGGAAUCUGUCUGCUCCCUUCCUGAGAUCUCAUAUCUCCUAAUGCCAAAAGAAGCUGGAUUUUUUUCAUGCCUCUACUUCUCACUCAUUUAUUUUAAAACAUCCAAAUAAUAAGUUACAUAGGAGUGUGGGAUGUGGGUUCUGUCUUUUAGGGAAAGAUCAAAAUUAAAUUAGUACUACAAGAUGUCCUUUUGAAUGUUAGGUUAAGAAAUGCACAUACAGGGCUGGGAAGUCACUCAGUGGUAGAAUGCUUGCUUGGCAUGCUCAGGGCCCUGUGUUCAAAUUCCAGCACCACACACAAAAUAACAGGUUAAUUUGGUGGCUGGUGUUGUGGCUUAGUGGCACAGUGCCUGCCUAAUGUGUGUUAAGACCCUGGUUCCAAUCUCCAACACUGCAAAAGAAAAAAAAAAAAAAUACAUGUACAAAGUCAUGUGCUUCUUGGGCUGUCACUCACUGUCAACCCUGCCUGAGUAUUAGAAGUCACAUCCUGUCAUAAGAACAUUGUAAGACAAACAGUGUGAUGUGACUUCUGAGACCUAGGUGGGGGUCCAUUUACUUCAGCAUUUGAGUAAAUGUUAAGUCAACUGAAGACUUUGAAGAAUUGGAAAUCAUUGUUACGGGACUUAACUCAUAAAUCAGUGAAAGAUUUUUUUUCCUCUACUAUGGUAGCUAAAUAUAUUCCAUGUUAUCACUGUGGAAAUAAAUAUGAAGAUGUGGAUAUCGCA
Molecule: messenger RNA, 6691 nt
Organism: Sciurus carolinensis (gray squirrel)
Lineage: Eukaryota; Metazoa; Chordata; Mammalia; Rodentia; Sciuridae
Gene: Gapvd1
Product: GTPase activating protein and VPS9 domains 1
Exons: 26
Coding region: 180-4562 (1460 amino acids)
Biological process (GO): regulation of GTPase activity; vesicle-mediated transport
Cellular component (GO): cytosol; endocytic vesicle
Molecular function (GO): small GTPase binding; guanyl-nucleotide exchange factor activity
Source: RefSeq, a predicted model, not a curated record